AUGUCGAAGUCAAGUCUUCCUCAUUGGAAAGCCACUUUGCUGCAUAGAUCCCCUACUGUCAAUGGCUUCGAUGAAUUCAAAGCUCUCAUUCAGCGUCCUCAAGUUCUCAAUGGUAUUGCUGGAUGUGAGGAACGGUGGGAGUCAGUGCUGUUGUCUUUACUGAUGCAUGGGCUCCACAACGAUGGCAGCCAUCUUGACCAUAACAACAGCUUCUACCAAUUGACUUUGGAUCACUACCGCACUGGUGUCUCAAAGACUCAGUCAAGUCUAAUGCAGGAGAAGAUUGGUAAUUGGCGUUCUCGAACGUUACACACCGAGCGCAUUUUGCAUUGUAUAUUUGACCUGUGCACCGUUCUAGACAGGUUGACAGGUGGAUCUACCAUUGUAUUGCAUCACCCUGGUGCUACGUCUCCAAAUGUGAACAUUGCGCCUCAAACGCUCAAAGCCAACGUAUACAUCAACCCUAAAGUCCUUGAAGAGCACCAUGAGCUCCAUGCAGUGGUGGCUCAGAUCACCCAAAUCUUUCUUUCCGACUAUGCUACUCCACUCACAAAUGCAUUUGCAGACACCCGCACUCGGCACAAGUGGGGUAAUUCAACGAUGGCUCAGACCCCUACAAAGGGAAAGGCCCGAACAGAAGACCCCAUCAUGCCGCUCAUUCCCUGCCCAAUUGUGCCAACCUCUGCGCACUUCAUCUUUCCUGGUUGUCCUGCAGGCUCCUUGGAACGGCUGUUGAGUUCCAGUGAUUAUGUCUUAUCACACGCACCAUCCUUUGACAACGAUACUAUCACAUGGAAGCCGCAUCAAAUUGGUUUGAUGCAAGGUCGAAGGGAUGUGCCCUCUAUCCAGCGUCAUGUAACAACGGCUGCUGUUGGGGUUGGAGGUGUGCGGGUCAAGGGUGUGUGCAAGGGUACUUCAACCGCUAUGACAGAUACUGAUGAUGAGAGCUCAAAGUCAUCGCAGUUGUCACGCACCAUCACUGUCUACUCGACUUCUGGUAGCGAGUCUGACUCCCAAUGCCCUCAUUCACGUACAAGAUACCCCCCCAUAACGCCAAUCUCUGCCCUCCCAUCGAAGGGGAUUUUUUCAUCUACUGUGUCGCCUACUUGGACCCCUCCUCGCUUUAUCAUAGAGCCUCUCUAUGCUGAUAUGUCCGCAAUCACGCCAUUUGGGGAUGCAACAGAGGCAGUGUUGGAGAACCUUGGUUACCCAGACACUUUUCAUAACAUCUGCAUUUCGAUCUGUCAGAACUACCUUGCGAAGCGAUGGGUUACGAUAUUGCAGCAGGACACUAACAUCUCUUUGGACCAUGCCGAUGCCAUUGGACAAGCUAUGUUGAAAGAUCGUAACUCUUUGAACUUGCGCAUCAGCAUUCCCUCAACGGCAUUUCCGACAAGCCGCUCACACAACCCUCGUCGGUUUAUUGCUCGAACACGUGGUCCAUACAUCAAAGUAUCGAAGGAAGCUACCGAUUUGGCUUGCAAAUUCAAGCAGCCUUGUCGCCAUUACCUGGAGCGUUUCACCCUUGGUUCUGUAGUUCACCACCGCAAGCGCAACAAAACCAGUGCAUGGCAUGCAUUUAUGCAUUUCCAGGGCAUCAGAACCAAUGCCAACAAAGACAUGCACGAGAAGUCCAACAUUGCGGAUUUCGUCAAGGAAGCUACUGAGUACCAUCAGCUCACCGCUGAGCAAAGGACCAAGCUUAUUUUGAACUUCGAUGAAGUCAAGAAGGGUGCUCAAGAUCGCCCACCAAAUAUAACCGCUCGUUCUCGUGCUGCCGAAUGUGCUCGUAGCUUCCAGUACGUGAAAGAAGAGUUGUACUUACGCAAGGAUGUCGCCCAAUUAGCGACAGAUUUCGAGAGUACCAUUCUAGCCAAUGGCCUUGUUUUAAACUCGGCCACUAAUCAUCGGGAGCAUGUCGCGAAUGCCAAGGCUGCUAUCAGAACAGGUCUCCACUUGUCACUAUGCAAAGUCACAAACAAUCCAUCUGCCUCAAUGGAGUUCACGAAGUACGAGAAGCUCGUUUCUACCUACUUCGUCAAGCUUGUGGGGUGGAACCACCCCCAAUGGGCAAACCCUUCGGACUUAAAGGGUGGUAUUGACAGCCUUGAAAGUGUGGUUGAGGCAAUCAGACUUCACCAUUGCCAUUUUGUGGUGAUUGACCAAGAAGAAGUUAAAGAGCGUGCACGGCGCAUAAAAAAUGGGGAGACAUUAACUCCCGAGCUCGAGCCACCUGUACCGCUUGAGCCACCUCCUUCUAAUACUGUAGCUCUCCCUACUCCUGCUCAUACACCCCCCCAUGUCACGACAGCUGAUAUAUCAUACCCUGUCCCUGAUGUUAAUGAUAUGGUGGACACAGAGCUUCGUGCUCUUGAUCAGGUCAUGCUGACGUGCCCUGGUUCAUUAGCGCUCCACUCAGACACUCAAACUGCCCUGGAAACGAACUCAUCACAGGCGCACACUAUUACUCCCAUGCUUACACCCCUUAUUGAUGAGGUCACUCCUGCAUUGACCCUCGGGAAGCGAACUGCCGCUGAUUCCCAAAUGCUCUCAAAAGCUCACAGAGAAAGCUCAGUUGGAGCUGGAGUUGAGGAAUGA
Molecule: messenger RNA, 2598 nt
Organism: Suillus discolor
Lineage: Eukaryota; Fungi; Basidiomycota; Agaricomycetes; Boletales; Suillaceae
Exons: 12
Coding region: 1-2598 (865 amino acids)
Source: RefSeq, a predicted model, not a curated record